AUGAAAUUCCAUAUUAUUUCACCUACCAGAUUGCAAGUUGAUGUCUAUGAUAUGAAUUUGCAGCUGAACUUUGUGGCACUUUUUUUGUUUCACAAAGCUGUUGUUACAAUCAAUUUUUUCACCAAAAGACAUUAUUCUCUAAUUUUGUUUAAGUUGGAAGAUGAGGUUGAGAAACUUCCAGGUGAUCACAGAGGGUUGGUACACAGUAACCAGGCAUUGAGACUGUCCAGAUUGACGGUGCAGGGAGAGACUAUGGAACAGAGGAUAAUGCUUCUGAAAAUCCUACAGGUAUUUGAUAACCAGUUCCAUGUGUCUCUUGUAGAAUCCCUCUCAAAGAAGGUUGGCAGAAUUAAAUCUUGCUGAAAACAAGAGCUUUUAUUCAAAUGAAAAACUUGGCAUAGAGUAGCAUGUGUGGAUUUUUAUUCUUUGUGUAUGGACUUGCUUAAAAUAUCCAUGUAUGGAUUAAAUAAAAGUUUGUAUAAACAGGCAAAGUUGUUGGAAAAUAGCAUUUAAGAGUACAAGAUAACCACAAAAAGUAUUGCGGGUAGUUUCCAGGUCACUGUCACUAGACCUCAGGAUUUUACAGUAGCAAAUCUGAGAAAGCAUCCCUGUAUGGAAGAGGCAUGGUGGGUUUAAUGAAUAUAUUUAUUUAUUUGACUUAUUAAAAUUCAUUGAUCACCAAACCCCAGAUGACCAACAAGUUUGUUUGUGUAAUUUUGUCCUUUUUCCAACAACCUUUCUUGAAAACAGCUGUAUACAGAUGAAGAGUUACAGUCAUAACAUUCUGUAGCAUAUAAAUGUGGUUUUUAAAUUGCUUAAAAUUUGUGCUCUUUGUCUACAAGUUUGUUUGAUUGUUUUUUGUUUUGUUUUUAUAGCACACCACAGACCAGUCAUGUUUAAAAGGGUUCCUCAGGUAUCAGGGGCUUUCUCUACUUUGGAGCUGGAUGGUG
This is a messenger RNA of Pocillopora meandrina, 950 nucleotides long. The record is from the annotation of a GenBank genome assembly. NCBI's taxonomy places the organism in Eukaryota, Metazoa, Cnidaria, Anthozoa, Scleractinia, Pocilloporidae.